Molecule: messenger RNA, 1656 nt
Organism: Acanthocheilonema viteae
Lineage: Eukaryota; Metazoa; Nematoda; Chromadorea; Rhabditida; Onchocercidae
Source: the annotation of a GenBank genome assembly
AUGGAGUCGACAUACCGGCCGGUGCUGGCAUGGCAGCGUCGACCUGCACGUUUUCCACUUCCGUAUGCUCGCCCGCCGGACCUGUCACCACCAUUUAUGAAACCAGAUAUAAAUAUGAUACGCAUGACUAUUGCUCCUCCAUUUCGUAUUCCAAGGAUACCACUUGAACUCGUGACUCCUCAUGCCGGUCCAGGAAUGCCACCUCCAUCGUUGCGUCCGGUUCGAUCUCCCAAUGUACCACUGUAUCAAGAUUUUUCUGCACCCCCGCGCCCUACGCCUAUAAACAUCAGCGUUCAAUCCUCAGCGCUUAAUUGUAACAUAGAAUGGAAAUCACCGACAAUAUCAAAAACGCUGAAAUAUGCAUACAAGCUAGAAGUUUGGGAAGGAGUUAAGUGCGACACAUAUGAUUUUCCGGCACAUAUUUUAUCAUACAAGUUAAGAACUACACCGGGCACAGUAUAUAAGCUUGAGUUAUCCGCGCGCGAUGCAAACAAUACCGUUGUUGCUCUUGGAACGACUUGCGUGAAAGCAGUUUUCUCAGCAGAAGAGAUGCAGGUGCUUUACAAGAAGUCAUUAGAUUUCGUAGGAACAGUUAUGCAUUCGUUCCGCUUUCUUUAUCGUUGCAAGCCAAAGAUUUAUUAUGACGAUAUACAGUUUCACCGUGGUGGAAUAAUGGAAAAGUAUAUGAAGGAUAAUAAUGGUCAGGCAGCGUCGUCAAUUAAUGGUGCUAUAAGUGGUCUGUUUUUUUCCGCUCGCCUCUUGCCCGACGGAAGUUUGCCAACCCAUUCGCCUUUUGGUAAUGUUCGAAUGUUAGUGCCGGCAAUGACGCUACUUGACCCAGCGCGCGUAAACAUGUACUUUUGCGAUUUCUACUGCAACUAUAUAACUCAUUAUGUUACAGUUGUAAUCUGCGAGAAGCAUUCAGAUGUGAGUUAUGUCGAUGUCGCUUAUUACUUUUGUGAGACACAUCAGACUGAUAUUUUUUGCAUGCAACGCUUGAUUAAGUUGGUUCCGGAUUCCAAUCCAUUUUUACGAAUUGUAUUCAGACCUCCGAUGUUUGAGCCUGAAUUUUGGGUAAAUAAAAACGUUUGGGUAGAAAUAUAUUAUACAGAAAAUGUACCGCUGAACUGGGGUCGAUUCGAUGCAAUUACCGCAACCGGUGCAGGUACAUCACGUGUAGGAGGCUUACCGCAUAAUAAGCAGUGUCAAAUGUGUAAUUUGUAUCCACAAAAAAAUAGUUCCACUGCCAAAAUUGCCUCAACGAAACUUAAUUCAACAUUUGAAUUGCUUCUGCAUUUGGAACGUAAAAGAUUUGGUAAUGAAAACAUAAGUGAAUCAGCUGAUUUGAUCGAGACAAUCUGUUCCGUCAUCGACUCUGUAGUUGAGCAAUGUUCGCAGGAUACAGAGAAUGAAAGCAAUAAGCAGGAAGGCGAUGAUGAAGAAAGAAGAAAGAGGAAACUAGAUUCACCUGAAGAAAUUAUGCAACGUCUUAAUGAGCAUGAUUUGUGUGAGGAGAUGCAUGAUGUUAAAAAAUGUCUAAAAGCAUUCAUUGAUAGUAUGGACAGGGGCAUAUCAAAAAUUGAACGUUUGUUGAAUGAUGCAAGACAAUUUUCGAUGCGCUCAACAUUUUUGUCACAAAACUGUCUUGUACGAUAG